Molecule: messenger RNA, 1264 nt
Organism: Malaya genurostris
Lineage: Eukaryota; Metazoa; Arthropoda; Insecta; Diptera; Culicidae
Gene: Tctp
Product: translationally-controlled tumor protein homolog
Exons: 3
Coding region: 131-646 (171 amino acids)
Cellular component (GO): cytoplasm
Molecular function (GO): calcium ion binding
Source: RefSeq, a predicted model, not a curated record
ACAUUUUUCAUUGCCGUAGGGUUGCCCAUCCUGCGCAACUGUCGACACAUUCUUUUUCCGGCGAGAUCCUCAGGUGGACGUAUCGUAGUUUUUAUAAUUUUAGCCGUAAAAUUUUCUCCAUCUUCCUAAAAUGAAAAUCUGGAAGGAUAUUUUCACUGGUGACGAGAUGUUCUCGGACACAUACAAGGUGAAACUGGUCGAUGAUGUUAUGUACGAAGUGUAUGGCAAACAUGUGUCGCGUGUCCUUAAUGAUGUCCAGCUGGACGGUGCCAAUCCGUCCGCCGAAGAGGCAGAAGAAGGCACGGAUGCUGCUACCGAGUCCGGCGUGGACGUAGUACUGAAUCAUCGGUUGGUCGAAACAGGAUUCGCCGAUAAGAAACAAUUCACCACCUACCUGAAGGAUUACAUGAAGAAACUGGUUGCCCGGCUAGAGGAGAAAAAUCCCAGCGAAGUGGAAGUGUUCAAGACCAACAUUAACAAAGUGAUGAAGGAUCUGCUCGGUCGUUUCAAGGAUCUGCAAUUUUUCACCGGAGAAUCGAUGGACUGCGAGGGACUGAUCGCUAUGCUCGAGUACCGUGACAUCGAUGGUGAAAGUACACCAAUUCUGCUUUGCUUUAAGCACGGCUUGGAGGAGGAGAAGUUCUAGACUAAAUUGCACGCAAUCAGCUACUAGGCCCUAUUUUUUGAUUUUUUACGAAUUCUCUCAGACCCCUGCUAUGUUUUAUUUAUUUACGACUAUCACAGAACGUUUUCUAAUAUUUUGUCGGCUAAACUUCAAUCAGAAGGAAAACCACAAUCCUGUGACGAGUGACGACCAGUCUCCUAUAGCGAUAAUACAAUUCCAAUAGAGCGAAGACUUGUUACAAUCUUUCUGUAUCAAACCGUUUGUCAAAUAGUUGCAUUAGUUGAACCGGAAAGCAAAAUCAUUUGGAGUCGAUCACGGAAGGCAGAAUUAGGCCGUUGUUUCAGAAUGGGAAGCAGAGACUGCGUUUUCCUACUAGUUAUGCAUUUGUCUAUAGCAAACGGAAUAUUGUUGACCAUCAAUACUCGUGACAGAGCGGCAGUUUUAUAGUUAAGUUCAAUCACUUCGAGGAGGGUGACUGUUUGGAAGGUGGAGAAAAAUAGAAUUAUUUGUAAACUAACAUACGUCUUGAAAAAAAAAAUAAACCAUCGGUUGAGUGAUUGUAAGAAGAAUGUGAAAACUGAAAAAAAUAAAAUCAUGCGGAACAAACAACAGCUCGUUUCGUGGGUGUUGUAACAGGAA